AUGAUAAUAAGGCCAGUAGUACGGUCCCUCCAGGGACGGGCGCCUCUUGCGACCCUCCGGUCCGCCCAGAGCGUCUUCCAGCCGUUGCCCCAGCUCCGGCGCAAUGCUUCCGUGACCACAGGUCCCGAUGCCGCCUCCAAGGCGAGCACCACACCGAUCGCCCGGAUCACGACGACCACCGAGGCCCCCAAGGACCAGAAGAAAGCCAAGGCCGCCGCUGCCGCCGCCGCGGAACCCGAGGAGCAGGAGGUGAUCAUGUCCCGUAUGCCCCGCUCCCUCGAGGCCCUCUACCUCCAGCCGCUUCGUCGCGAAGCCGAGUAUGGCGUUCCCUCGUGCGACCUCCAGCUCCGGUCCUAUUCGAUCCGCAACCUCGAGUUCUUCUGCGACUUCGCCCUUCGCGCCGCCUACUACCUCGGCCUGCCUGCCUUCGGCCCCGUUCCCCUGCCGCGUAUGAUCGAACGCUGGACCGUGCCCAAGUCGCAUUUCAUUUUCAAGAAGUCGCAGGAAAACUUUGAGCGUGUCACACUCAGAAGACUGAUCCAGAUUAAGGACGGCCACCCGGAGACGGUGCAGCUGUGGUUGGCCUUCUUGCAGAAGCAUGCCUACUAUGGUAUCGGUAUGAAGGCCAACGUUUGGGAGUUCAGCAAGCUUGGUGUCAGCAAGGCCAUGGACGAGAGCAAGAGCGAGGUGGAGAAACUUCUGGAGACCAGGUGGGAACACCUCAGCCAUGUCAGCGACAUGAAGGGUGUCGGCAACUUCGAGGACUUCCUUGCCAAGGAGAGACUCCGGAUUUCGGGUGGACGCUAAGCGGAUACACCAACUGCUGGUCCCGUCUCAAGCCCUUUAAGCCUGGGUGGUUGUUCUUGUUGUCUGUCUCUCUCUGGUCAGGUUUGUCCCUUUUGUCUUCAGCAUAUGGCCCGUCCUUUGUGUAUAGAUACUGUAGCAUAAGAAAUGUAUAGUACAGAUCAGGAGACGAUCAUGGCUCGACUGUGCUGUGCACGAGAAAGACUAGACGGAAAUUGCCACUGGAGGAGAUCGAUGCGAGGAAGCACCAUGGGAACGACGGCCAGAUU
Neurospora tetrasperma FGSC 2508 is the source of this 1073-nucleotide messenger RNA. RefSeq lists its product as uncharacterized. Gene Ontology annotation, molecular function: structural constituent of ribosome. Lineage: Eukaryota; Fungi; Ascomycota; Sordariomycetes; Sordariales; Sordariaceae. The transcript is spliced from 5 exons. Bases 1 to 807 code for a protein of 268 amino acids. The record is from RefSeq and is a predicted model, not a curated record. Gene Ontology annotation, cellular component: mitochondrion; ribosome; small ribosomal subunit. Gene Ontology annotation, biological process: translation.